AUGUCGGAGUCGAUAGUAGAGAAAUAUGUGGCGAUUGCAGACAGUUUGAGGGAAAUGCAUGCGGCUCCGAAGACUCAAAGGGACAUUGCCUUCGAAAAUCAAAGCCUACAAAAUCGGGAUGAGCUCCUCUAUGUUGAUCUUUGUCAGACUAUGAAUGCGGGUGAUGUGGGCCGUCUCGAGGCAUCAUUUCUACCAUGGAUAUAUCUAUUUGUCGCAACCGGAAAGCAUAAGUAUGCAGCGCAAAUGAGCCAGUUUUGGUCAAACUUACUGGAUGUUUAUCCUCCGGACCUUAGCCGUAUUGUACGCUUGAACAUGUUAUGUAACCCGACAGGAAAAGCGGGUGCAUUCCGUGGUGUAGACUGGUUGGUGGAGAGAAAUAAUUUGUAUACCAAGGUAUACCGGAACUGCCACGUCAUCAUGGAGACGGCAUUCUUCUUGAAGAACCGUACACUGGGUCAUACAGCUCCAGACGCUACACUGUUAAUCGAGAAACUGCAAGCUUACUUGGAGGAGACAAAAGUUUACACAUCAACGGCAGGCCGAUCAGCCCAUGUGAUUGAGGAUGCAUUAAUUACAGGUUUACAACUGAUACAAGGAAAGAAAAUCAGUCAGCAACAGGACAGUGACAGAGACGAUGAAGCACCUCCUGAGGUCACAGGAGAUGACCUCAUAGCGUAG
Messenger RNA from Coniophora puteana RWD-64-598 SS2, 678 nucleotides. RefSeq lists its product as uncharacterized. NCBI's taxonomy places the organism in Eukaryota, Fungi, Basidiomycota, Agaricomycetes, Boletales, Coniophoraceae. The coding region runs from base 1 to 678 and encodes 225 amino acids. The record is from RefSeq and is a predicted model, not a curated record. The transcript has 3 exons.